CCGGCGUUGCUGCAGUGACGGGGAAGAUGGCGGCGCGGCGCAGUCAGCUUUCUCCCAGCGCCUCGGAUCCGGGGCCGUCGUCGGUCGCGACCGCGGCUCCAACCACCGACAGGCCCGACUCGCCGGGAUUCAUUGGUGGACACCUCACCCCCCCGGGCACGGGGACGACGGCGGGCGGCCCUGUGAGUGACUCGGGCCGAGAGCUGUUCGAGGCCUGCAGGAACGGCGAUGUUUUGCGGGUGAAGCGCCUGGUGGACUCGGGCAAUGUGAACGCCAAGGACAUGGCCGGCAGAAAAUCGACUCCGCUACACUUCGCUGCAGGAUUUGGAAGAAAGGAUGUUGUAGAACACCUCUUACAAAAUGGUGCAAAUGUUCAUGCACGUGAUGAUGGCGGACUGAUCCCACUCCAUAACGCCUGCUCAUUUGGUCAUGCAGAAGUCGUCAGUUUGCUGCUGUGUCAUGGAGCAGAUUCAAAUGCUCGAGACAAUUGGAAUUAUACUCCUUUGCACGAGGCAGCAAUCAAAGGAAAGAUUGAUGUCUGCAUUGUUCUUCUGCAACACGGAGCUGACCCCAACAUUAAGAAUACUGAUGGGAAAACUGCUCAAGACUUGUCUGAUCCUUCUGCAAAAGCAGUACUAACAGGUGAAUACAAGAAGGAUGAACUUCUAGAAGCAGCUAGGAGUGGUAAUGAAGAGAAGCUCAUGGCACUGCUUACUCCACUGAAUGUAAACUGUCAUGCCAGUGAUGGAAGAAAAACUGCAGAACCUCACCCCAUCAGUCUACGAUGUAGAAAUGGAAAUAUGUCUACUCCUCUGCAUCUGGCGGCUGGUUACAACCGUGUGCGAAUUGUUCAACUCCUCCUUCAGCAUGGAGCCGAUGUGCAUGCCAAGGACAAAGGUGGCCUUGUACCUCUUCAUAAUGCUUGUUCAUAUGGUCAUUAUGAAGUCACUGAAUUAUUGUUGAAGCAUGGAGCCUGUGUAAAUGCCAUGGAUCUCUGGCAAUUCACACCACUGCAUGAAGCUGCAUCAAAGAACAGAGUGGAAGUCUGUUCGCUACUAUUAAGCCAUGGUGCAGACCCCACCCUAGUUAAUUGCCAUGGCAAGAGUGCAAUGGAUAUGGCUCCCACUCCCGAAUUAAAAGAGCGGCUUGCAUAUGAAUUUAAAGGCCAUUCAUUACUGCAAGCUGCAAAGGAAGCAGAUUUGGCAAAAGUGAAAAAGAGUCUUGCUUUAGAGAUAAUAAAUUUCAAGCAUCCACAGACCCAUGAAACUCCACUGCAUUGUGCUGUGACUUCACAACACCCCAAACGCAAACAGGUAACCGAACUGCUUUUGAGGAAAGGAGCGAAUGUCAAUGAAAAAAAUAAAGAUUUUCUUACACCACUACACGUGGCUGCAGAGAGAGCACAUAAUGAUGUGGUGGAAGUCCUUCACAAGCAUGGAGCAAAGAUGAAUGCUUUGGACACACUUGGUCAAGCAGCUUUGCACAGAGCAGCACACGGUGGUCACUUACAGACAUGUCGUCUCCUGUUAAGUUAUGGCAGCGACCCUUCCAUUUUGUCCCUUCAAGGGUUUACAGCCGCACAAAUGGGGAAUGAGUCUGUGCAACAGAUACUUAACGAGAAUGUUCCAUUGCACAAUUCAGAUGUUGAUUAUCGACUCCUGGAGGCUGCAAAGGCCGGAGACCUGGAAACUGUAAAGCAAUUGUGCACAACCCAGAAUGUGAACUGCAGAGAUCUGGAAGGACGACACUCCACCCCACUACAUUUUGCUGCAGGUUACAAUCGGGUGGCUGUAGUAGAGUACCUGCUCCAUCAUGGCGCUGAUGUGCACGCCAAAGACAAAGGGGGUCUAGUCCCCUUGCAUAAUGCUUGCUCAUAUGGACAUUAUGAAGUAGCAGAACUGCUGGUGAGGCACGGUGCCUCAGUGAAUGUGGCUGAUCUAUGGAAGUUCACACCUUUACAUGAAGCAGCAGCCAAAGGCAAAUAUGAAAUUUGCAAACUUCUUUUAAAGCAUGGAGCCGAUCCGACAAAGAAGAACAGAGAUGGUAAUACACCUCUGGACCUUGUGAAAGAGGGUGAUACAGAUAUUCAAGAUUUACUACGAGGAGAUGCUGCUCUGCUUGAUGCUGCAAAGAAAGGAUGCCUAGCUCGGGUCCAGAAGUUAUGUAGCCCUGAGAACAUAAAUUGCAGAGAUACCCAAGGAAGGAACUCAACGCCACUACAUCUUGCAGCUGGCUAUAAUAACCUUGAGGUGGCUGAUUAUCUUUUGGAGCAUGGUGCAGAUGUUAACGCACAAGACAAAGGAGGUCUUAUUCCCCUUCACAAUGCAGCAUCGUAUGGGCAUGUCGAUAUUGCAGCACUUUUAAUCAAAUACAACACCUGUGUCAAUGCAACUGAUAAGUGGGCCUUCACUCCAUUACAUGAAGCAGCACAGAAAGGAAGAACACAGCUAUGUGCUCUGCUGUUAGCUCAUGGGGCAGACCCUACCAUGAAGAACCAGGAAGGCCAGACUACGUUAGAUUUGGCUACUGCUGAUGAUAUUAGAGCCUUGCUCAUUGAUGCUAUGCCACCAGAAGCUCUCCCCAGUUGUUAUAAACCUCAGGCAACUGUUGUUAGUGCAGCAGUGAUCUCUCCAGUGUCAACUCCUUCCUGCUUGUCAGCUGCUAGCAGUAUAGAUAACUUGAGUGGCCCACUUGCAGAAUUAGCUGCUGGUGGUGCCUCGGGUGCUGCUGAUGGAGCUACUGGCACUGAAAGGAAAGAAGGUGAAGUUGUUACUGUUCUGGAUAUGAACAUAAACCAAUUCCUUAAAAGUCUAGGCUUGGAACACCUGCGUGAGAUAUUUGAAAGGGAACAGAUCACAUUGGAUGUGCUGGCAGACAUGGGACACGAAGAGCUGAAAGAAAUUGGAAUUAAUGCCUAUGGGCACCGUCACAAAUUAAUAAAGGGUGUCGAACGAUUGCUUGGGGGACAGCAAGGUGCAAAUCCUUACCUGACUUUCCAUUGCGCCAGCCAGGGAACCAUUCUUAUUGAUCUUGCACCCGAUGACAAAGAAUACCAGUCUGUGGAGGAAGAGAUGCAAAGUACAAUCCGUGAACACAGAGAUGGUGGGACAGCAGGUGGAGUUUUUAAUAGGUAUCAUAUUAUUAAGAUUCAAAAAGUUGUGAACAAAAAACUUCGGGAACGGUUCAUUCACCGACAGAAGGAGGUAGCAGAAGAAAAUCAUAAUCAUCACAAUGAAAGGAUGCUCUUUCACGGUUCUCCAUUCAUCAAUGCUAUCAUUUAUAAAGGGUUUGAUGAAAGGCAUGCAUAUAUCGGUGGGAUGUUUGGUGCAGGCAUUUACUUUGCGGAGAAUUCUUCAAAAAGUAAUCAGUAUGUCUACGGCAUUGGAGGGGGUACUGGAUGUCCAACUCAUAAAGAUCGGUCAUGUUACAUAUGCCACAGACACAUGCUCUUCUGUAGAGUAACACUUGGGAAGUCAUUUCUACAGUUCAGUGCAAUGAAGAUGGCUCAUGCCCCACCAGGUCAUCAUUCUGUGAUUGGAAGACCUAGUGUCAAUGGGCUUGCUUAUGCAGAAUAUGUUAUCUACAGAGGAGAGCAGGCAUAUCCAGAAUACCUCAUCACAUACCAGAUCCUGAAGCCAGAAAGUGCAUCAAAGCAGAUAACAUCAAGUGAACAGAAGUCAUAGUACAAGUCAAACCUUGGCACCAAAGUGAACUUGUGAUGAAUGCCUUUCCAUCUGACUGUUACAGUAUUUAUUUGAGAGAAUUUUUAAAAUUAUACUGGUGUUUCAGUUUCUAAUUCUCCUCCUCUCCCUCGAAGGAACCUUAACUUUACAUUACUACCGAACUCCAUAAUUGAGUCCCAACCUUUCAAAAAUUGUUACUUAUUUUUGAGUUACAAAGUUUUUUCCCCCUCAUCUUAUUUGUCAAAUAAUUGGACCUUUGGAGUGCUGUUAAUUGGAAGCAUCGGAGAACUGCUUAAAAUGUACUUCUGCGUGGCUUCUUUGCUUGAUCGCAGUAGUUGUAAUCAUAGUCGAUUGAAGUUGUGUUAUCAGUUUUAUCACCGUUGUUACAUUUUAGCUGGCCAAUGUAUCUAACAAAUUUGUCACUGUAACAUCUGCCAAAAGAGCCACAGAGGUGGCCUGUUUCACAAGAAAAUUAAGUUGCUUCAUGAAAGCCAAUGAAUAAAAAUAUUCUGUAAAUCAGUGGUAAGGCAGCUUCAGCCAAAUCAGUGAAGCAAGAACUCUUGGCUCACUGCGUUGCAUAACACUGUUUACUUGCAUGUCAGUUAAAGUACAUAGUGGGAUUCUUGAGACAGGUAAUUUUCAUGGGUAAGACUUCCAAGUAGGCAUUUGCUUUACCAAGCUGUAAAAAUUGGAUGUUUUGGAUAAACAAUGAAGUUUUGCACUUUUAUAUAACCAGAAUUAAAAUUUUGACAUUCUAUAUGAUUUACAUGAAAAAUACACGUUUGACCAUAGCUAAAAACAAAUCUGGUUAAUGGCCGAUGUCCAUUAAAUAGGUAAGAUUUGUCACUCAGCAACAGGUGGCAACACUUGCUCAUGUCCAGUGUGGACAGAAUGAAAUCAGCUGACGACUAAUACUUUGUUGUUUUUUGCUUGAUUAUCCUCUUUGAAAUGAUGCUGGAGCAAAAAUUGGCUUGAUAUUUUCUACUUCAACCCAGUUGAGGAGUAUUAUCGAUUUUUAAAUUUAAAUGGAAAAAAUGUAGCUCACUUUAUAAAGCUUUGCUAAUCCUGAUAUCCUGUGAGCUUUGAUUGGGUAUUGAGAAUGGUUGUGAGUAGCUAUAUUAUAUUUUGUUCUGGCACCUUUAUUAAGAUAGCAAAGCCCACAACUACAAAAUCAGGAUUUCUCUGGAAUCCUGUCAUUAAACUGUAACGUUUUACAUAGAAUUCCAUCAUUUUUAAAAAGAUUAAUCUCAAAAUUGAGCCAUACUGAUGUCCAAAAACUGCACUGAUACACAUUCUAACCUGAGGCUAUAAAGUAAUCACUGAAGAAUAAUCUCACAGUUUCCCAGAAAAAAAAAUGGAAUUUAUUCAGUAGCUUUAAAGAAAACUAAAAGGUAAUUUAGAAUGUAAUAAUUUACUGAAAGUUAACACAAGUGAGUGUGCAGAUUAUCUCAUUAUGUAGCAGAUUCUAUGAUUUUAUAUGCUACUUGAGUCUGGCUGAUUGUUUACCCGUGAAUGUACAUUAUUAGAUUUAAUAUCCCACUGCACUAUGAGAAUCUUGGAUUUUGUUUGGAGAAGGAGGAAUAUCACAACUUGGGAAGGAAGGUAAAAGUACAGUUCAUAUUUAUUUUCCAUCCAUGACGGUUUCAUAUCUGUCAGAGUUGAUGUUCACAUGCACCUUGAACUGUGUGCUACUUGCAGUGUACAGCAAAAUUGACAUUUACUGUUAUUGGGGUAGUUGAAACUUGUUACCAUGUUUUUCUUGUGUUUUGCACUCUGCGUUUAGUGUAUUUUGCUUCUUGUUAUCUGGUCUCUGAUAUGCUGAUGCUAAUCGUAUCCUUGACUGGGUGUGUUCUGUUCAUUUAAAUAGUUUCAAUCACUUUGGAGUAGUGUCAUAUUGUAAAUGGCAUAUUUCAUUUUGUAAUGCUUUACCUUAAUAUUCAGAGUCAUGAAAUGUAAUUGAAUUAAUCACAACCUGUAGACAAUUCAUUGCAUUUGUAAAAUACAUCACAUUCCUCUGUUUGGUUUUGUUACUGGUGGACAAACGUGGCAUCUUCUGAACAACAGAAUCAUUGAUGGUCUGCAGCGCUGAAAUAUCAAAAUUAUUUAUAAAGAAGAAGAAUUAUUUUGACUAUCCAAAGGUGACUUAAUUGGGGGAGAGGGUAAUGUGACUUGAUGUAAAUGCAUUUGAAAAAUGUUAAAUUUAAGAAUUAUUCAUAAUUCAUAAUUAAUAUUUAAUGCAAACGUGUAUCUAACCUAUUCUUGAAUUACAUGAACUGUCAAAGGAUGGUGAUGAUAUGGUUAUAUUGUUCCUGAAAAUCAACUUCCUGGCAGCAUCAAUGAAUCAGUUUUAUUAGUUAGAUGUACACUGAGCUGGUGGAAUUGAUUGACCUUCAAUUUCUUAAAUAAUGACAUUGAGUGUAAAUAUAUACCACACACAAGGCCCUGAUGUUACACGGGAAUAAUUAUCUUAGGAAAAGUGACUUGGAGUUGCAACCUUAUUACAGCAAACUAUUGCAAAAAUAUAUAUUCUAUUCUGCAAACAUGAAGCUAUGUGAUUGAAGUCAAAUUUAUUUUAUGGCAAACUUCACAGCAGUGUUCUUGCCAUUUAACCUAGUUUUACGUGGAUUUGUUUUAUAAUUGGCAUUAAACUGGCUGUUACAUCUAACUAGCAAUACCUCUGCCCGUUGCAUUGAGCUUCCUGGCUGCCUUCAAUACUCAAUUUGUGAAUAUGGAUUGACACUUACAACUAAAGGUAAAUUGUAUCCUUCCAAAUCAUGCCCCGUGCAAAUAAAUACAGCUUUAUUUACAAAUGCCACAAUGUCAUUUUGUAUUUCAAUUUUUAUCCUGUUUUAUUUAUUGUCAAGUUAUCAGCACUCAUUCUUUUGCCGGCUUGUUAGAUGUGGCCCUUUUUUUCUGGAAGUGAGUCCGCAUGAGCCUUUUUAAAAAGACAUGGAAAAGCUUGCCUGUAGUGUGGUCAACAGCGCGUUGCAAACUUUAAUUUUUUGAGCCUGUCUAAAUUCCCAAAGUAUGAAUAAUUACCUUUUGGUGUGCUUUAUAGCAAAAUGACUGCAGUAUAGCUUUGAUGUGAUGACCUUGUUUGCACAAUUAUUUUACUCUUAUAUUUAACGAUUCAGAUUAAUGCUGCAUUUGUAUAUCCAUUAAUUUUAUAUUUUGCAUAGAUAAUCAAGUCUUAGAGCAAGUUCUCUUGUUUUGGCAUUUCUCUUUUGUCUUGACGUAACGAAAUUGCACAUGUACCAAUAUGUUUGCUUGCCUGCAAGUCAAUAGCAAUGAGUGGGCAACAGAUGCUGUAAUAUACAAAACAAUGGGCACAGAUCAUUACUCCUCAUAGUUUUACCAUGUACCAACUGGGAAAUAAUGACAACGGAAGAACAGUUGGAAACUAAGUCAUCUUUUGAAUGAAAAUUAAUUUCAUUAACAAGAGUUUUUUUCCAAUUUGGGUUUUUUUGGUAGUUUUUAACACUAACAAGAACGAUAGCCUCCCAUCAAAUGCAUCACGGUCUUCCUAGGUUGUAACCAAAUUAGGUGUUUGUAGCCUUUUAAUGUGUAUCUGAACAGUAUGUAAAAAUGUGACUGAUGAUUCCAUGCAAGGAUUGUGGGUGCUUUCUCGAUUUGAUUCGCUCCAAACAUAUCACACUGACAGACAACUAUAGACAGUUGCCUUAAUAAUUCAGCUCCCUUUGAUAAAUUGACAUAUGAGUCACUUAAAGUAUGCCAGGAUUCAAGCAAAAAAUAAUUGAUUCUUAAUCGUAAGAGAGUUGUCCACACUAACUACAUUCUGAAUGCAUUUUCCCUUAUUUCAGCUUCCCCUUUAGAUUAAUUUGUUUUUUCCUUUUAUUCCUUUCCUAGAUUACCAUUUACAGUAUAUGUUACAGAAUGUAUUAUGUAUUGUACUUGAUAAAUCAAGUGACCUUCUGUUUUGUAUUUUACUUUGUAAUUAUGGUAUUUUUAAUAUGCACAUUUUGUCAAUACAAGGUGCUAAUGUUUUUUUGCCGGCAAACACUUGAAAUGGGUGUUGAGUAAUUUAAUAUAGAUAUAGAUGCCAUUUACUUUUCCAGUGGCUUGAAAUUGUACGUAUAAAAAUGGAGACUGUACAUAUGUAUUUUAGUUUGUAAAUGUAUUGGUAGUAAUUUCAGUGAAAAUAAUGUUGGAAAUGUGAAUAUGUCUACACCAACAAGGAUGGGAAAGUUGUAAACUUGAUUGGUAUAAAUAGGUGUUUUUAUUGUAAUUGGAAUCUUGAUAUUUUUCCUUUUGUUUCAGUUUCUGAUUAAUUCCAUAAUUUGGAGUGUACAGCCCUGUGUAAGGUUCGACUUGUAAAGAUGUACUAAAUUGUGAUGUAUGUGGUACUGAAGUAACUUAAUAAACUGCAGUGAUGCCAAUUUGA
Molecule: messenger RNA, 8085 nt
Organism: Amblyraja radiata (thorny skate)
Lineage: Eukaryota; Metazoa; Chordata; Chondrichthyes; Rajiformes; Rajidae
Product: poly [ADP-ribose] polymerase tankyrase-1
Exons: 28
Coding region: 27-3683 (1218 amino acids)
Molecular function (GO): NAD+ poly-ADP-ribosyltransferase activity; protein binding
Source: RefSeq, a predicted model, not a curated record